Messenger RNA from Theobroma umbraticum, 866 nucleotides. RefSeq names its product transcriptional regulator SUPERMAN-like. The record is from RefSeq and is a predicted model, not a curated record. Lineage: Eukaryota; Viridiplantae; Streptophyta; Magnoliopsida; Malvales; Malvaceae.
UCUUCUUUUUAUGCAGAUAAGCAAUUAGUUAAACCAACACUAUGGUUUUCUUGUUUCUGAUGCUUUUAGAAUCUAUAAGGAAGCAACAGUGUAGCAUGGAGAAGGCAUAUUUGACAAGUAACAAGAAUGGCAAGCGGGACUGUAACAGCUCCUGCUUGGAAGGUGACCAUUCAUGUUGUUGUGGGUUAACGUGGCCUCCAAAACAUUAUACAUGUAGCUUUUGCAAGAGAGAAUUCAGGUCAGCUCAAGCUCUUGGAGGUCAUAUGAAUGUGCAUAGGAAGGACAGAGCCAGGUUGAGAUUGUUACCUUCUUGGGCUUUCGAAUGUCAGAACCCUGAACCCAACUCUAUACCUAACCCUAAUUCUUCACCAGUAUCUUUAUCCUCUCAUUCUGUUAACUUCUCACUCUAUCCCCAUCAUUCUUUGCUUUCUCCAUUACUCAGUACUCCUUCGUCUUCCCCACCACCAUAUAGGGAAAACCUGAGAAAGCCUUUGAUCCCUCAACUUGGAGGUUUGUCAAAAGAGAAGACGAUGUCACCUUUUCUUGGGGUUGAAAAACUGAAGAGGCAUGCACAAAAAUAUGAGCUGGAGGUUGGUGGGGUAACCGGCGUAGACUCGGAGACUGAGUUCAAAGAUUCAAAGGAGGUUUUGGAUUUGGAGCUUCGACUCGGGUAUUUUUAGGUCCAAUCGGCCUUGCGACUUUAAAUUUUAUGUAUCAGCUUUCAUCAUCUAGGUUGCAUUUGCUUCUUUUUUUUUUGUUUCUAUUUUUCUAUUUUAUCAUUAUGAGAAAGGAGAAAGAAAGAAAUGUGAGAAAACUGUUAUCCCCACAUUCCGAAAUUUUCUUUGUUUCCCUAUAUAUAAUCCUUC